This is a messenger RNA of Drosophila hydei, 813 nucleotides long. RefSeq names its product lysophospholipase-like protein 1. The record is from RefSeq and is a predicted model, not a curated record. The transcript has a single exon. Gene Ontology annotation, cellular component: cytoplasm. The coding region runs from base 82 to 780 and encodes 232 amino acids. Gene Ontology annotation, biological process: protein depalmitoylation. Gene Ontology annotation, molecular function: carboxylic ester hydrolase activity; palmitoyl-(protein) hydrolase activity. NCBI's taxonomy places the organism in Eukaryota, Metazoa, Arthropoda, Insecta, Diptera, Drosophilidae.
CUAUUUUCUGUAGGCUUUUCACUGUGCAUAAUACUCUUAACACGAAAAAUUAUAUUAAUUAUAGUUCUAAUAAUUAUAAUUAUGGCAACAUCGAGUAUACGAAAGCACAGCGCAUCUGUGAUAUUCUUCCACGGUUCUGGCGAUACUGGACCAAAUCUAAUAGAAUGGGUCCGGUUUUUACUUGGGCGAGAUUUUGACCUUUCACAUGUAAAAUUGAUAUACCCAACAGCUCCAACGCAAAAAUAUACACCAUUAAAUGGACAGCUGUCCACAGUGUGGUUCGAUCGACGAUCAGUUAAUAUCGCAGCACAAGAAAGCAAAAAGAGCAUGUCGCAGAGUUAUGAAAUUGUCCAGAAGCUAAUCCAGAAUGAAAUAGACCUUGGUAUACCCUUGAAUCGCAUAAUUGUCGGUGGGUUUUCAAUGGGUGGGGCUUUAGCUUUACACACUGGUUACCAUCUAAAUACUGGUCUAGCUGGCGUAUUUGCCCACUCAUCUUUCCUCAAUCGUAAAUCUGUGGUCUACGAAUCUUUGGAAAACCAAAAACAACCAAAAAGCACACUGCCUGAACUUCGUAUGUUCCACGGAGAGCGCGAUACACUGGUUCCUCUAGAAUGGGGGCUGGAGACAUUUGAAUCCCUGCAAAAAUUGGGUAUCACAGGCACAUUUAUACCUUUAAAGAACACAUUACACGAACUAAAACGAAGCUCACUUCUCGAUUUGCAGGAAUGGAUAGCAAAAAAGUUGCCGCCUUUAAAUACUGAUAUUUCUAAUAAACUUUGAUAAAAUAUAGAGACCAUUUAUUUUUAAUAAAUG